AUGUCCGACAACGUUGGCCUCAACACGCCCCGUGGUAGUGGCACCUCGGGCUACGUUCAGCGUAACCUCGCUCAUAUCAAGCCGCGUGACUUUGGCGCUCCUUAUCCCAAGGACCUCGACAGCUUGCGACACAAGCAAAGGCAGCCAGACAAGGGUAUUCUAGAACAUGACCGCAAGCGCGAAGUCGAGGUUAAGGUCUUCGAUCUAAGAGACAAACUUGAAGAGGAAGAGGUCGAUGAGGACGAGAUUGACAAGCGAUGCGACGAGCUUCGACAAAAGCUACUUGCCGAGAUGAACUCCGGGAGACGGGGAGGAUCCAGGAAGCCGUUCAAGCAACACCAGGUUCACGAGAUGGCCGACGCCAAGAUUAAGGAGAGCGAACGACUACGGAAAGCUUUAAAGAUCAGUGCCGAUUACGAAGAAGGCGGUCACUGGAAGCGACAGGAAGAAAGGCUGCGCAGUGCUCUAGACAAGGAGGAGAAAGACGAGGAAGAUGACAGAAAGAGCGAGCCCAGGGACUAG
Fusarium sp. VM40 is the source of this 522-nucleotide messenger RNA. Lineage: Eukaryota; Fungi; Ascomycota; Sordariomycetes; Hypocreales; Nectriaceae. The record is from the annotation of a GenBank genome assembly.